CCACUGGUCCCGCAGUGCCCUUCUCUCAGCCAUGGCCCCCCUCCCCAAUGCCAACAACCUCAAGGUUGCCGCCGUCGUCGGCUUUUACAUGUCCGCAGCUCUAGUGAUGGUCUUCGUUAACAAAGCUGUACUGAAUAACUCACCCGAUUUACCUCUGCUCUUCCUGUUCAUCCAGUUACUCAUUGCAGUCGCGUUACUUCACGUUUCUGCUCUGGUAUCCACCAAGAUCCAAUUACCAAAGCUUGACCCAAUUGUUGCCAAAAAGCUGAUUCCGGUCGUCUCUAUAAACAUUAUCGGUCUUGUUUUCAACACCUUGUGCUUGCGAGAUGUAGAGGCGUCUUUUUUCCAGAUAGCACGGGGACUUCAACUUCCCUUGACUAUUCUCGUUUCAUCAGUAAACACUCGCUCAACUCCAUCAAGGAAAGUCAUCACGGCCGCCGUGAUCGUGACCUGUGGCUUCUUUCUGGGUGUUGCCCCCUCCAAGUCCGUUCCUGUAAUGGCUGCUCCGUCCCUGAUCUCCCUCUUUUACGGCUUCCUCUCCUCCUUGUUUAUCGCGUUCCAUGCCGUCCUUAUCAAGAGUUCGUUGCCUCAUUGCAAUAAUUCCACGAUCGAACUUGCCUGGUGGACGAAUGUAGGGUCGGCAGUUAUGCUGUUCCCAUUUGUCAUCUUAAACGGCGAGCCAUGGCGUCUACAAGAGCUGAUGCAAAGCAGCGAAUGGACCGGAACCGUGUUUAUGUGGGGUUGUGUGGUAACGGGUCUCUUCGGGUUCUUACUCUGUGUCGCUGGCCUGCUCAGCAUCAAAGUUACGAGCCCUAUCACUCAUAUGUUUUCAAGUGCCGCUCGUUCGGUACUGCAAACGCUCCUUGGAGUCUGGAUCUUUAAUGACCUUCUCACUGUCAACCGUGCCUCAUCCAUUCUCGUCAUCCUCGGCGGAACGAUGUUUUAUACUUGGGUUAAAUCAACCGAAUCGGCACCACGGCCGGCACCGCAGACCCAGUCUCAGCGUCAAGAUGUUGAUCUUGAAACGCUGGAACGCGGGGAUAGGACGCCGAAAGAUGACGAAGAGAGCGUUGUACUGUGGCAAGUACCCGAGAAGGAGGAAAAAGCGUCGUCUUCUUAGAUGGAUGAACUGUCGUGCUAGGUUUAUCCGAUGGACAUUGUAUAUAGCAAGUAGCACAGGCAAGUAUAUCCGAACU
This is a messenger RNA of Desarmillaria tabescens, 1196 nucleotides long. RefSeq lists its product as uncharacterized. The transcript is spliced from 7 exons. The record is from RefSeq and is a predicted model, not a curated record. NCBI's taxonomy places the organism in Eukaryota, Fungi, Basidiomycota, Agaricomycetes, Agaricales, Physalacriaceae. Gene Ontology annotation, cellular component: Golgi apparatus. Gene Ontology annotation, biological process: protein O-linked glycosylation via fucose; GDP-fucose import into Golgi lumen. Bases 32 to 1120 code for a protein of 362 amino acids. Gene Ontology annotation, molecular function: GDP-fucose transmembrane transporter activity; antiporter activity.